This is a messenger RNA of Centropristis striata (black sea bass), 648 nucleotides long. RefSeq names its product complement C1q-like protein 2. The record is from RefSeq and is a predicted model, not a curated record. Gene Ontology annotation, molecular function: protein binding. The coding region runs from base 33 to 512 and encodes 159 amino acids. The transcript is spliced from 3 exons. NCBI's taxonomy places the organism in Eukaryota, Metazoa, Chordata, Actinopteri, Perciformes, Serranidae.
CCAGACUGAGCAGCAGUGAGUCCAAGAUCGAGAUGCUGAUGUCUCUGGAAACUCGACUGACUGCCACCGAGAGCAAAACACGUGACCUAGAAACAGAGAAUGCAGAGAGGAAGGUGGCCUUUUACACAGGUCUGACUGAUUCAGGAAGUGUUGGACCAUUCGAUACAGACACCACACUGAAAUACAGAAAAGUCUUCACCAACAUCGGCGAUGCUUACAAUCCAUCUACAGGUUUCUUCACAGCUCCAGUCAGAGGGGUCUACUACUUCCAGUUCACUCUGUGUGGUGGCCAAACAGGUUUGAUGGGUGUACAGGUGUUCAAGAACAACCAGAGGAUCAUGUGGAAUGCGGAGAAUAAGGAAGAAGGAGGUGAGGAAUACAUGACUAACUCUGUUGUCUUGGAGCUGAUGGCAGGAGAUCAAAUCCACCUCGUUCUCCCAUGGGGCUAUACUCUAUGGGACACUUCAAACAACUACAACACCUUCAGUGGCUCCUUCCUCUUCACACUGUGAGGAUCCUUCAGCUGCUGUCUGACUCCUUAUUGGCUACACUGUAAUUUACUGCAUGUACCAAAUAAUGAGGUUCUGCAUCUGACUUCUCUGUUGUGUCAUCACAUGAAAGCAACAUUGAAAUAAAUCUAUGAAGCAU